GCUAUCCGUUGCUUUCGUUCGCUUACCCCCGCCCUGCGGGAAGUUUCGAUUCGUCUUCAAAACCCUUUCACAAAAUGCCGCGCAUUGCUGUGGACACCGCCAGCGCCGGCCUUUUGAGUGGCGAGGUGGACAUGUCUACCGCUUCCAUUGCCCAGAUGGUGAAAGAGAAUGUUGACUUGGAGAAAACCUUUGGCGUGAGCUCUCAGUUUGCCGAGACCCUGCGUGGCGCAUAUGAAGAGCUGGCAGAUUCAACAACCCGUGGAGAUCAAGAAGAAUGUUUGCUCCACCUUUUGUGCAUAUGCUGCAUUUGUUGUUGUCACAUUAACAAUGACAUUGAUGAUGAUGUAUAUUACUCUAGCUACUUGGAAUCGCCCCAGCAGCAGUCUAUGGACUUGGAAUCGCCGCAGCAGCAGUCUAUGGGGGACUCGGUGACCCAAGCAAGGAGGCCUACAGGUUUCCACAGUUUGCUGGAUCUGUCGGCAGCCACUUCCGAAGACUUCCGUGCCUUCAUGGGCUCAAAGGAAAUGAUCAACCGCGAGAAGUUGGGAUACUUCCUCUUUGGAAGCAAGUUUGGACAGCCGGAAGCUGACCAGCUGAAGGAAUGUGUGGAACAACUGAAGGCCGCUGGACCAGACCUGAUUCACAAAGACCACCCCGAAUUUCAAGAUCUGCUGCAGAAGGCAAAAGGGAAAGACAUGAAGGCCUUUGCCCAACUACUUCGCCUCGUUGGGAGUGCAACUGUCUUGAAGCAUGGUGCUGCUGUGGCGGAGAAAGGUCUUGAUGCUAUGAAGCUGGGUAAAUGUGGCAAGGUCCUUCGCGCAGGAGAUUUGAGCUAUGAGCUCGAUGAGACAGGGCUGCACAAAUGCAGCUGGAGUUGCCCUGGUGAUGAGAUGCCAGAUAAAUUCCAAGUUGUUGCAGCCGACUUUCGAGGAGCCGAGAAGAAGAUCAAUAUGACCGUGCAGGAACUCGAGGAUACAGGCAAGAUGUUCGAAGAAGAUGCUCAGCAGGAUCCGGAGCACUUUGAAAAGUCCAAAAUCUACAAGGCCAUCAAAGGCGCGAAAUUCAAGUUCCACAAUGCCUUUUCUGAGGAUCCCUUGAAGCUCUUUCAGAUGAAGGCGCCCACUGACCUUGGCUCAGAGUAUCCCAAUGCAAUGCGCUACCAUGGCAAGUGUCGCAGCAAGGAGUUUGAACUCGCAGAGCGGGUCCUCUUCACCGGCUCCAAUCCUUCUAUCCCAACUGAUGGCAUUGUGAAGGUGGUGCGUUUGCCAGGGAAGACAUGGUUCAAGAAGACUCUCCAGAGCGACGAGGUCGAGGUGAAGUAUUUGGGUGAAAAAGUGAUUGUGAAAAGGUCGGAGUUGAAGCGCCAGAAUUUGGGCAGGGUGAAAUUGGAUGAAGACUUGCAGGACUGGAUGAAGAGUACCGGUGAUACGCUGGAGGUUGAUUUGAGCACGCCUGCCAACGACCCCAGCCGCCGGCAGAGCAAGGACACCUUUUGGUUUCCGCUUGCGCCGCCCAAGACCAAGGACGAGUGAGUGGGCAGCUAGUUCCUGUGAAGUGAGAGCGUCCCACAACUGGAAUUUCAGGGUGGGCAUGGUUCCUGUACAGGCGACUGGAAAUUGAAAAAAAAUGCCAUAAAAUGCCCCAUGGCAGUGACCAUGACAGUUUCACUGCUGGUGGAUGGUUGAACAUUGAACGUGUUGUUUGCUGCCUGCAAGUUAAAUCAUUGCCCGGAACGGGUUCGCUGGAGUUGUGUAAGUUCCGAGCAGCGGAGACAGACUUCUAGUUGACGCGGAAUUCGUUUAACGUUUCUUUUGAUGCUUUCGAAACUUGCCGACUUGACCCUUGUGUGUUGUUUUGUUCCCCACCUGCCAGAACAAAACAAAGGAGAGAGCCA
Messenger RNA from Cladocopium goreaui, 1894 nucleotides. Lineage: Eukaryota; Dinophyceae; Suessiales; Symbiodiniaceae. The record is from the annotation of a GenBank genome assembly.